CCCUCCAAUCCCAUUGCUCCAACAACAGAUUGACGCUUACCAACCCGGACGGACCGGCGAUAGCCUCGGUAGGCGCCUGGCAUUUCCCCACACAACAAACCCAGCCCAGCGUUUCCUCCUGCAGGUGACGUGCCUGGAAGCGCCUGUUUAAUUCUUUUCCCUUAUUCUGGAGCCGCUGUAACUGCUCGUCCUUGCUUCUUCCCGGCAAGUGCGUCUUCUUCUCGUGUCCACUAGCCAACGUUUGGCGCAUCACAGCCGCGGCAGAGCCCAACUGAUUAUCACAUCCUUGGUCACAUCCUUGGGUUGUUGUCGAUUCGCCUUCCAUCCCCUCUAAUUUCAUCCACCUUCAACCUCCCAACCUCCCGCCUCCUUUCUCCUUGUUUACAACAACAACAAACGACCAUCGAUCGACAGCUCGCGUGCGCAUACAACACAUAUCAUCGCCAACAUGUCGUUCAUGGGAGGCGCAGAGUGCUCGACGGCUGGCAACCCCCUGAGCCAGUUUCAGAAGCACGUUCAGGAUGACAAGACACUACAACGCGAUCGUCUCGUCGGCCGGGGACCAGGUGGCCAGCUGGGAGGCUUUCGCAGCUCGCCUGCCAAUGCGCCCCAAGAUGAGAUGAUGAACGGUUUCCUCAAUGGUGGCCCAGGUCUUCAACAAGAGUUCCCAACUUUGCCAGGCGGGCCCGCUGCCCAUCUGAGCGCUGCCCCUAUGGGCCCUUCGCCUGCGGCAUGGGCACAAGACUUCAACGCCCAGCCCGGCAUGGACGUCGUGCUCCAGGCAUCGCCCAGUGCUCUCUUCAGCCCCGAGGAGUUUGCGCGCUUCCAGCAAGCCAACCCUGCCGCCGCCGCAGCCAUGGCACCUCAAAUGCGAGGUGACAUGUCUGCUGCGAUGCCCCAGCGAUCAAUGAUGGGCAUGGGCAUGGGCAUGAACAUGAACAUGAUGGGUAUGGGUAUGAGUAUGGGAUAUGCUCAGCCCAUGAUGCAGCCGAUGUACCAGCAGCAGCAACAGCAACCCAUUCAGCAACAACAACAGGACCUAAAGGGCAAGGGCAAGAUGGUCGAACUGGACGACAACAAGUGGGAGGAGCACUUUGCUCAGCUCGAGCUCCAGGACAAGGAAGAGGCCAAGGAGGCUGAGGCGAAUGCCGCCGAGAAGGAACUAGAAGACAUGGACAAUAAGCUCCAAUCGGAGACUAAUGAGUUUGGUGACUUCGAAUCCAUUUGGAAAGGAAUCCAGGCUGAGACUGCUGCUGCUAGGUCGAUGGUGAACGAACAACAAUACUUUGAUCAAUUCGAUACCGAAUGGGGCCAGGACCUCAUGCCCGAUCUCAACGGCAUCAACGACUGGGGACGAUUUGCUGACCCCAUUGUCGAGAAUUACAUGUUUGAGGAAGAGAACAUCUUCCGUGAGCAGAAGAAUGCAUUCGCCGAGGGUGUUCGAGUUAUGAAGGAGGGUGGCAACUUGUCAUUGGCCGCCUUGGCGUUUGAGGCUGCUGUUCAGCAAAACCCAGAGCAUGUUGAGGCUUGGGUAUACCUGGGCUCGGCUCAGGCUCAGAACGAAAAGGAGACGGCAGCUAUUCGCGCACUGGAGCAAGCCUUGAAGCUGGACCCCAACAACCUCGAUGCCAUGAUGGGCCUGGCUGUUUCGUACACCAACGAAGGCUACGACAGCACAGCAUACCGAACCCUCGAGAGGUGGCUCUCUGUCAAGUAUCCCACCAUUCUGGAUCCCGCAAACCUGCACCCCGUCGCAGACAUGGGAUUCACCGACCGACAGCAGCUGCAUGACAAGGUCACCAGUCUCUUUAUCAAGGCUGCCCAGCUUAGCCCCGAUGGCGAGCACAUGGACCCCGAUGUCCAGGUUGGACUGGGUGUGCUGUUCUACGGAGCAGAGGAAUACGACAAGGCCGUGGACUGCUUCCAGUCUGCUCUUCACUCUUCAGAGCUGGGCACGACAAACCAGCAGGAGCAGCUUCCCCUGCUCUGGAACAGACUCGGAGCUACUCUCGCCAACAGCGGCAGAUCAGAGGAGGCUAUUGCUGCGUACGAGCAAGCUCUGUCCUUGGCCCCCAACUUUGUUCGCGCCCGUUACAACCUGGGUGUGAGCUGUAUCAACAUCAACUGCCACCAAGAGGCAGCAUCUCACUUCCUUGCCGCUCUUGACAUGCACAAGACGAUUGAGAAGUCUGGCCGCAGCAAGGCGUACGAAAUUCUGGGCGAUGGUGCUUCCGGUCAGGUCGACCAGGCUCUCGACAGAAUGUCUGCCCAGAACCGAAGCAGCACCUUGUACGAUACCCUGAGGAGGGUGUUUACGCAGAUGGGCAGGAAAGACCUCGCAGACAAGACGGUCCCCGGCGUGGACCCGGACAUUUUCAGACCAGAGUUUGAGUUUUAGAAGGCUUGAGCAGUCCUUUUGGCAUUUGGUUGAAACAUGAAAGACAUUAUUUAGCGCAGUGAUGAUGGGAUGAGACGAAAUGGUCUCUUUUCGCCCAGUUAAACUUAUAUUGGUCCAACUUGAUAAAAUUGUAUUUAUGAUGAGCAUAUACUUGGAACGAAGGAAAACAAGGGGGGAAGCCUAAUGAACAAAGAGCAAAUAAAUCGUUGUUUCCCUGGGAGUAUAAUUAGUUUAGGAUGUAGCGGGCAUGGGAUAUAGGACUUUUACACAGAAUAUAUGUUGGAUAUGGAGAUGUUGACUAUGAUCUUAGUGCAGAUGAAUACAUCUAUAUAUCUCUGUAUACAUGGUAUAUUGAAGAGAACUCUCUU
Messenger RNA from Trichoderma harzianum CBS 226.95, 2766 nucleotides. RefSeq lists its product as hypothetical. Gene Ontology annotation, cellular component: cytosol; peroxisomal membrane. Bases 449 to 2398 code for a protein of 649 amino acids. Gene Ontology annotation, biological process: protein import into peroxisome matrix, docking. Gene Ontology annotation, molecular function: protein binding. The record is from RefSeq and is a predicted model, not a curated record. The transcript is spliced from 2 exons. Lineage: Eukaryota; Fungi; Ascomycota; Sordariomycetes; Hypocreales; Hypocreaceae.